UUGACGACGACCUAGAUGUAUGCGCCUUGACAAUACUUAAUCGGCUAUUCUCCAACAUAGACCAAUCACAUUGGCGUCCCUCCCCCGCUUUCUCAUACACCGCACCGCGGUUCACUCACCACCAUCAUCACUUAGACCUAUUCAUACUAGACACAUAACCAUGGCUUCAGCUGCAGCGACCCUGGAGGUCAUCGACCUACCCCCUCUGCCGCCAGCGAGGGAGGUACCGCUCACUUGGUCAGACUCGAUCCAUUCCUGGUGGGCGAGCACAGUCCAGUUUGAGAAGGAGAGUGUGGACAGCGAGGAGAGGCUUCUUCGUCGACUCCCCUCUUUCCUCCCUUCAGGGAUAGCCAAUCCCUCCACCAACCCUCGCGUCAUCUCCCGGAUCACCUCCGUCCCCCUUCCCACACCUUCACACACAUUCAUCAACAUGCUUUCCAUACUCCCCUCCACUCCGGUAGCCGACGCGCCGGAGCCCACCGUUCUUCUGCACGGGUACGCCGCUGGCCUAGGAUUCUAUUUCCAGAACCUGCCCUUUCUCGCCAAUGAAUGGGUUGCUAAGCGUGGAGGGAGUUUGUACGCACUUGACUGGCUAGGCAUGGGCCGAAGCGCCCGUGUACCAUUCAAGAUCCGGAGCAAGGGCGUGCUGGCUAAGGUACUCGAGGCGGAGAGCUUCUUUGUCGACUCUCUUGAGGAGUGGAGAAAGGUACAGAAGAUCGACAAGAUGGCGCUUGUUGGGCACUCCCUUGGCGGGUACUUGUCCGUUGCAUAUACUCUCAAGUACCCACAACAUGUAUCCAGACUUGUGCUCCUGUCCCCUGCUGGUGUGCCGACAUCGGACUUCUCGCUUGACCCCUCGGCCGACCCAGCUGACGGAAAGACUAACAGCCACCCCAAGCAUCCCACAUCCGAAACCCCGAAGGCCCCCAAGGACGAUCGACCCCAGCAGAGGACCAUGCUGCGUACGGUCUUCCGUUAUCUGUGGGAGUCCGGCAUUUCUCCAUUCACGAUCCUCCGCAUGUCGUCCUUCUACGGUCCACUGCUGGUCAGCAAGUACUCUACGCGUCGAUUCCCUCAUCUCUCUCCAGACGACAUCCGCGACAUGCACAACUACAUGUACCAUAUUUCCCGUGCGCGGGGCAGUGGCGAGUUCUGCAUCUCGCACAUCCUCGCUCCGGGCGCAUACGCCUACUACCCGAUCGUGAACCGCAUACGGGACAUCCGAGUGCCAGUCGCAUUCGUCUACGGGGACCAUGAUUGGAUGGACCCAGCCGGUGGGCUAGGCUCAGUCGAACGACUCCGGGAAGCAGGGAAUGACCAGGCGAGGAUGUACAUCAUCCAGAAUGCGGGGCAUCAUGUGUAUCUGGACAACGCGGACGCAGUGAACCAGCUUAUGGUGGAUGAGCUCUUGGGGAAGCCGUAUGAGGGUAAGGGCAGGCUUGCAUGAGCCUCUUGGUAGGGGGGGUAUCUUUAUUCACAUCAUGUUAUCCCGAUAUAUCACAAUUGUAUUCCAUAGACUAUAGAC
This is a messenger RNA of Dacryopinax primogenitus, 1525 nucleotides long. RefSeq names its product alpha/beta-hydrolase. The coding region runs from base 161 to 1447 and encodes 428 amino acids. The record is from RefSeq and is a predicted model, not a curated record. Gene Ontology annotation, cellular component: mitochondrial inner membrane. Gene Ontology annotation, biological process: cardiolipin acyl-chain remodeling. The transcript is spliced from 3 exons. Lineage: Eukaryota; Fungi; Basidiomycota; Dacrymycetes; Dacrymycetales; Dacrymycetaceae. Gene Ontology annotation, molecular function: A2-type glycerophospholipase activity.